Tilletiopsis washingtonensis is the source of this 1390-nucleotide messenger RNA. RefSeq lists its product as hypothetical. NCBI's taxonomy places the organism in Eukaryota, Fungi, Basidiomycota, Exobasidiomycetes, Entylomatales. The record is from RefSeq and is a predicted model, not a curated record. Bases 164 to 1027 code for a protein of 287 amino acids. The transcript has a single exon.
CUGCCCGCUGCUGGCCAGCACAGCUCGCCGUGCUGUUCUCUCGGUGCUCUUCGCCGUUCUGCUCCUCGCUGCCGCAACUCCGCCUGGCCCUGCGCCUGCGCUGCUGGUGCUGUCCUGCGCGCGCGCUUAGGGGAGAGGGAUCGACGCUCCACGCUGCGCGGCGAUGCCGGCGCUGCGCAGCCCGGCCGUGCAUGGCAGCAGCGCCGUCACUGACUGCGCUGCGUCGUCCAUCGCGGCCAUGCCUCGUGCUGCGCUGCCGCUGCCGCAACCGCACCGCCGCUGUGCGGCCUCUCUGCUGCCGCUCUACGCGCGCUGCACGCGACGUGGCGCCGGCGCUCGCGGCACGGCACGAGUCGAGCUGCCGCGUCCGUCCAGCCACAUACGCAGCCGCUCAGCAGCAGCAGCACGCAAGCUUGAGAACGCGGCCGCUGCUCCAUGCGGCGGUUGCGCCGCCAGAACGCUGCGAGAUGCACGCCGUGCAGGCCGGGGAGGCGAGAUGGCGCCGGCAUGCGGCUGCAGCACCAGCACGCAAGGGCGGCAAGCGCCCUUCCUCUGCCCGCUGCCGCGCGCCUCGUCCAUCUGCGCCGCGCUCCUCGCCCGCCGGCGCACCUCUUUCGACGCCGCUCGCUGCCUCCUGCACGCCGGCGCAGCUGAGCAAAGGCGGCACCUGCAGCUGCACGGCACGGAAAGCUCCGCCGGCUUUGCGCUUCAUGCGGCGGCUCGCGCGGUGCCGCCUUGCAGCCGCAGGAGCGUCGCGUGGUGCCGUCGGCGUGCCGAGCUCUGCUGUGCUGCUGCACCUCGUGCUCGCAGCCCCUAUCUGAGCUGUACCGCACCGAGGCAGAGUCUCGCACCGCAGAUCCUUGUCGCACGCCGUGUCGCACCCUCGCGGAUCGCGCAGGCGCAGGACAGGAGAUCGACAAUCGCCUCCGCACCUCGGCGAGCAAGCAUGCCUAGCGCCGGGCGAGCAGCCACGCCAGAGAGCAACACCGCUGUGCUGUGCUGCUGGAACGCCGUGCUUGAUGCUUGAGGGUGGAUGUCGUAAAGCACCAACGCUGAGCAUCUCGUUGAGAGAGCGAAGGGAUAUUCAGUUAGCCACGUGUGUCUUGGUGCCGCUCCCGAGGAGCCAAGGGUGAUUUCGGCAGCGGGUAUGCGGAGGAGUUCGACGCCGUUCAGCGCAUGCUCUCACUGGCAGCGCAGACUCGACUCUGGGGCCCGGCUGAAGCAAUAGCGAUGUAGAGGUUGCGCCUCUCUGAAUAAUGGAGGUGAAGUCUCUACUUCAGCGGCACUUGUAGUCUGUCGCUAGCCGCACCCGCGCUGGACGUCGGGAUGGGAGGGGGGGUGAGGCGGCGGCGCGGCGCUGUCGCACGGGAGGCGCCGGCGCCCGAGCGCG